Molecule: messenger RNA, 1306 nt
Organism: Elaeis guineensis (African oil palm)
Lineage: Eukaryota; Viridiplantae; Streptophyta; Magnoliopsida; Arecales; Arecaceae
Product: protein SRC2 homolog
Biological process (GO): defense response
Source: RefSeq, a predicted model, not a curated record
CCUCCCCCUCUCAAACUCUACCCCUAAUUUUCCCUCGUCGUUGAUCCAUCGAUCGAUCUCGAAAGGGAAAUUGGGGAUCUUCCUUCUCCUCCGAUCAUGGCGUACAGGAAUCUGGAGGUGACGCUCAUCUCAGCCAACGAUCUCAACGACGUCAACUUCUUCUCCAAGAUGCACGUCUACGCCAUAGCCUCCAUCGCCGGCAACCGACGCUCGCGGCAGCGCACCGCCUCCGACAAGGACGGUGGCACCAGCCCCUCCUGGAACGCCACCCUCCGCUUCGCCGUCCCCGCCGCCGCAGACGCCCUCGCCCUCCGCGUCCUCCUUCGCUCCGAGCGUCUCCUCGGCGACCGCGACGUCGGCGAGGUCUACAUCCCUCUCAAAGAGCUCCUCCCUGCCGUCAUCUCCGCCGGCAACAGCUCCGCCCACUUCGUCAGUUACCAGGUCCGCAAGCCCUCCUCCGGCAAGCCCAAGGGCGUCCUCAACCUCUCCUACAAGUUCGUCGACGCCCCGCCGGCGGCGACGCCCGUCGCUCCAUACUCCUUCCCGGCGAACGAGACCAAGUCCGGCGUUCCUUCCACCGCAUACCCGGCCCUGCCGUCCUACCCGCCGCCAGCGGCGUACGUUUCGUACCCUCCGGCCGGGCCGUACCCGCCUGCAGCGGCGGCAGCCGUGGGGUCGAAGCACGGGGAUCCCGCCGGAACAAGCGCUGCCCAUCCGCCGCCGGAGAAGGAUGGGAAGGAAUCGAAGGUCGGCGAGCCCGUCACCGCCUAUCCCGCCGCCGGCCCGGCGUACCCGACGCCGGGGGCGUAUCCUCCCGCGGCAUAUCCGCCUCCGUCUGGGUACCCGCCCUACCCGGCGACGUACGGGUAUCCUCCCGUGAGAGGUCCGGUGGGGUACGGGUACGGUGCUCCACCGCCGGCAGGGUACGGGUACGGUGCUCCACCGCCGCCGGGAUACGGUUACGGAGCUCCGCCGGCGGCGCAGAAGCCGAAGAAGGGCAAUGGCAGGAUGGGCCUGGGGAUGGGGCUGCUGGGUGGGGCCCUCGGUGGGCUGCUGAUCGGAGAUAUGAUGGUGGACUCCGCCGAGGCCGGCUACGAGGCCGGGUUCAGCGACGGCGUCGACUUUUAAACUAAUUUUCUGAUUUUUUUCCCCUAAUAAGUUGUUUAUUUAUUUAUUUAUUUUUUAUUGUGAACUAUGGGUGGAAGGAGGGGAUCCUGUAGUCUUGCUCCGAGAUUAUCCUUUUUCUACAGUAUUAUGUAAUUAAUGAAUUAAAUUUCCUCGUUGGAUGUUGUCAUUAGCUGGUUAU